Messenger RNA from Aplysia californica (California sea hare), 749 nucleotides. RefSeq names its product 10 kDa heat shock protein, mitochondrial. Bases 107 to 412 code for a protein of 101 amino acids. Gene Ontology annotation, molecular function: ATP binding; metal ion binding; protein-folding chaperone binding. Gene Ontology annotation, cellular component: mitochondrial matrix. Lineage: Eukaryota; Metazoa; Mollusca; Gastropoda; Aplysiida; Aplysiidae. The record is from RefSeq and is a predicted model, not a curated record. The transcript is spliced from 4 exons.
UUCCAUGUGGUUCUAGAAAAUACCGACUGCUAUAGACUGCUAGGAGGCUAGGGCACCUUGCGACCAACGUGUUGGGAAUCGAGGAAGACAGCGGCUUAUCACAACAAUGGCUCAAGCAUUCAAGAAAUUCAUCCCUAUGUUUGAUCGUGUACUUGUCCAGAGGUUUUUACCAGAGUUGAAAACUAAAGGAGGAAUUAUGAUUCCCGAAAAGGCUCAAGGGAAGGUUGUGGAGGCCACUGUUGUUGCUGUUGGACAAGGGGCCAGAGCAGAGAAUGGUACUGUCGUUCCACCAAGUGUCAAAGUUGGGGACAAAGUGUUGCUUCCUGAAUACGGGGGCACUAAAGUUGUGCUCGACCAAGAGGAUUACUUCUUGUUCCGAGAUGGAGACCUCCUUGGCAAAUUUGACAGCUAAACCUCAGGAACUUUGUUGGAAUGUUAUGUGGGUGCUUGACUGAGUGUGUUUUUGUAAUGAUCUGAUAGUGGAAGAAUGCACUGAAAGUAUGACUUUUCAUUUUACAUUAUAUUAUAAUCAGUAUGAUACAGGACCUGAUGCCAUUUCAUGUUUUUGAUAUUUGAUAUCAACAGGACUCAGUGUGAUUGUGAUGGUGCAUUUAGAAAAUUUUCCAGACUAUGUGCGUUGUAUGUUGUUGUGUGAUAAUGAUAUGACGUAUGAUUUCAUUUCAGUUUCAUCUAUAGUCAUAGAAUAUUAUUGCUUUUUCAUGUUCAAAAUAAAACAGUAAAAAUGAAAA